GUCAAACCAUGACAGGUAGACAGAGGAAAACCUACCAAAGAGGAUGAACAGGAUGCAGAGACUGCUUCAGAACAAGAUCCUGAUCCUGACAAUAUGUGCUGCUGGGAUUGGAGGCACCUUCCAGUAUGGUUACAACAUCUCCAUCAUCAAUGCCCCGGCCUCAUACAUCCAGGUGUUCAUGAACACGACCUGGCUGGAGCGCAUGGGCGUUCCCCUGGAGAGCAACAUGGUCCUGCUGCUCUGGUCCUUCACCGUCUCUGCCUACCCUCUGGGGGGCCUCAUUGGGGCCAUGGUUGCUGGGCCCAUGGCCAUCAUGCUGGGCAGGAAGAUGUCCCUGCUGCUGAACAAUGGCUUUGUGAUCAUAGCUGCAGCCUUGUCUGGGUGCAGCCGAAUGGCCAAAUCCUUUGAAAUGAUUAUGCUCAGCAGAUUUUUUACUGGCGUGAAUGCAGGUGUGAGCAUGAACAUUCAGCCCAUGUACCUGGCAGAGAGCGCCCCAAAGAAGCUCAGAGGAGCUGUGGCCUUGACCUCUGCAUCGUUUACAGCCCUGGGGCUGGUGCUGGGGCAGGUUGUUGGGCUCAGGGAGCUCCUAGGAGGGGAGGAGAGCUGGCCAUUCCUUUUAGCAAGCAAUGUGGUUCCUGCCCUGAUCCAGCUCACAGCUCUGCCUUGGUUCCCUGAAAGUCCCAGAUAUCUCUUGAUUGACCGUGGAGACAAAGAAUCCUGUAUCUCAGCACUGCAGAAGCUCAGAGGCACCAGCGACCUGAGUGCAGAGCUGGAAGAGAUGCUGGCAGAGCAGGCUGCUGUGAAAGGCCAGAGAGCAAAGAACCCGUGGGAGCUGUUCCAGAACGCAGCCGUGCGGUGGCAGCUGGUGAGCAUCAUGGUGCUGAGCAGCGCCAUGCAGCUCUGCGGCAACGACUCGAUGUAUUUUUAUGCAGCUUAUGUGUUCCAAGAGGCUGGAAUUCCUGAGGACAAAAUCCCCUAUGUUGUAAUCGGCACAGGAGGCUGUGAGCUGAUCACAUCUGUCACUUGUAACAUGAUCAUAGAGUAUGCUGGUCGGAGGCCGCUGCUGCUGGGGGGAUACAUCUUCAUGGCAGGAUGGGCCAUUGUCUUCAUGGUCUCUCUGAGCCAGCAGACUCAGAUUAGCUGGAUGCCUUAUCUCAGCGUGGCCUGCAUUUUCGCCUAUAUCCUGAGCUUUGGAAUCGGACCAGCUGGUGUAACAGGAGUUCUGCCCACAGAGGUUUUUGAUCAAAUGUCCCGACCAGCUGCUUACAUGAUCUGUGGCUCCCUGCUCUGGUUCAACCUGUUUCUGGUGGGAACAGCCUUUCCAUUCAUUGUGAAAAGUCUAGCACAUUUCUGCUACAUCCCAUUCCUUGUGGUCUGUGUCUGCACUGCCCUCUACGUUUGGUUUUUCCUUCCUGAGACAAAGGGAAAAUCCUUCCUGGAAAUCUCGGAGGAGUUCAGGAAACGGAACUUCAAAGCUAAGACCCGUGAAGGUUUCUAUAAAGGCCCUGAGGAGAUCAAAACCACCACAUUGUAGCAGAAGAAAGGAAGAUGGUAUCUGGGGGGAUUCUGCAGUGAAUUCAGCAGUGGCUGUGUGCCCUUGCAGGCACACAAAGAGAGAAGUUAGGGCCAAUGUAUUACUCUUGGGUUCUUAAGUUCACCAUGAAAACAUAAACUUGAACUGAUAAAUCCAAGCAAAAGUUCAAUAAUCUGUUCUCAGCUUUUAGUACUGAGUAACACAUGCAUAUUUUAGAAUGUGUAUCUGAGAGUGACAGAAUGAUACCUUAUUCUCUUAUCGUCAUACAACACCAUGUAAUGCUUUAGAAAAUUUCUUCAGAAUUUCUCCAAACAGUAACUUCCAUCUCAGAAGUCCUUCUUUCCUUGCCCCUGAAUCUGGGCUUUCUAACACAGAAAUGAAUGCGAUUAAAUUAUGUUUUCAGACACCAGAUGAAAUUUUCAGUACCUUGUCUUGGUGCUCCCGUUGUUUCUGUUAUUAAGUGAUUUCAAAUAAACCCCUGCUUGUUAA
Messenger RNA from Pyrgilauda ruficollis (rufous-necked snowfinch), 2023 nucleotides. RefSeq names its product solute carrier family 2 member 11 (gene SLC2A11). Gene Ontology annotation, cellular component: membrane. The transcript is spliced from 12 exons. Gene Ontology annotation, biological process: monosaccharide transmembrane transport. The record is from RefSeq and is a predicted model, not a curated record. Gene Ontology annotation, molecular function: hexose transmembrane transporter activity. NCBI's taxonomy places the organism in Eukaryota, Metazoa, Chordata, Aves, Passeriformes, Passeridae. The coding region runs from base 44 to 1534 and encodes 496 amino acids.